Saccostrea echinata is the source of this 2342-nucleotide messenger RNA. Its product is annotated as sodium-coupled monocarboxylate transporter 1-like. The record is from RefSeq and is a predicted model, not a curated record. NCBI's taxonomy places the organism in Eukaryota, Metazoa, Mollusca, Bivalvia, Ostreida, Ostreidae. Gene Ontology annotation, molecular function: symporter activity. Gene Ontology annotation, cellular component: membrane. Gene Ontology annotation, biological process: sodium ion transport; transmembrane transport. Bases 22 to 2004 code for a protein of 660 amino acids. The transcript has 14 exons.
UACCAGUGUGUGAGAUUCACAAUGGUGGCAGAGACUUGUCAGAAGGUCUGUGAGCUAUGUCCGGGGGAGAAAAUCGGGUCCUUUGUGGCCGUGGAUUAUGUCCUAUUUGCCCUUGUUCUGGUCGUCUCGGCCCUCAUUGGAGUAUUCUACAUGAUCAAGGAGUACCGGGCAGUCAAAAACAUGACGUCCGACGAUGUACUCAUGGGAGGAAGAGACAUUGGGAUCUUUCCCAUCGCCAUGUCUUUAAUGGCAAGCUUCAUGGGAGCUAUCACGGUUUUAGGGACCCCCACGGAAAUGUAUAAUAAUAAUACUAGUUACUGGAUCGCUGGUAUGGCCAUGCUGAUCACUGUGCCAUUAACAAAUCACAUUUUCCUGCCGUUUUUCCAUGACUUGUCUUUGACGUCUGCUUAUGAGUAUUUGCAGAAGAGAUUCAGCAAGUCAGUUCGGAUUUUUGCAUCUGUGAUAUUUACAUUAAACAUGCUUUUAUACAUGGGCGUGGUAUUAUAUGCCCCAGCUUUAGCUCUGAAUCAAGUGACUGGCCUUAGUUUGGCAUUAUCGAUAGUAUUGAUUGGACUUGUUUGUACAUUCUAUACCGCUUUGGGAGGACUACGAGCAGUUGUAUGGACAGAUACAUUCCAGACGUUUGUCGUUAUGGCUGGUUUGAUUGCUAUCAUUGCUCAGGGUUCGGUAGAUCUUGGAGGCUUUGGGAAUAUCUGGGACAUUGCUAACGAAGGGGGCCGUAUAUUUUUCCUUGAUUGGAGUGGAGACCCUACAACACGCCAUUCUGUUUGGUCUCUUGUGAUUGGUUCAACAUUUGGUCAGCUAACAAUAUAUGCAGCCAAUCAAACCAUGAUUCAACGAUAUCUCGCCAUUAAAGAAAUAAAAAAUUCUCAAAGAGCACUCUAUCUCAGUUUGCCUUUGACCCUUAUUUUGUCUACAGUGGUGUGCUUGGUGGGACUAGUUAUAUACGCCACCUAUCAUGAAUGUGAUCCCUUCCUUCUAGGUCAGGUACAUGCACGAGAUCAAUUGUUACCUUUCAUGGUGAUGGACAGACUGACAUUUUUACCGGGACUGCCGGGAUUGUUUGUAGCUUGUCUCUUUAGCGCCUCUUUAAGUUCCAUUUCCUCCGGAUUAAAUGCCCUAGCUAUUGUAAUUUUGGAAGACAUAUUGAAAUUAUAUUGGGAGAAAACAGACACCACUCCAUCAGUCAUAUGGCAAACCAGAAUAGCCAAAAUACUGGGUUUUGUUGCCGGUGGUAUGGUGAUAGGAAUAGCUUUUAUUGCUCAGUAUCUUGGACAGACUGUUUUACAGAUCAUGUUGAGUAUAUUUGGAAUGGUUGGUGGACCUUUGCUCGGUCUUUUCAUUUCUGGAAUAUUUUUCCCAUUCAUCAAUGCACCAGGUGCUCUUUGUGGACUAAUCGCGAGUGCGGUCCUGACAUUUUGGGUCGGAGUUGGCGGUACAGUAUUACUUCCGGUUCCGCCGAUAACAGGUGUCAGCACUGCAAAGUGUGACUUGUUUCCCAAAAACUGUAAUGGAACUGUAUUUAAUUCCACGGAUUUUAAUUUUACAUCUACAGCGACAGUGAAUACUUUGUCAGCCACAGAUAUGACAACGACAAUAAACACAACUGCAGCACAGUCAAUGGAUGAUUAUCUGUGGAUUUAUAAAUUGUCUUAUUUAUACUAUGCUUUAUUUGCUGUGAUCAUCUCAGUUGUUACGGGAAUUAUCGUUACCAUCAUAUCAAGUAUAUUCACAGAUAUGAACACGCCUAAUGAUUUUGAUAAGAAAUACGUCCAUAAAUGGGUAGACCGUGUUUUUUGCUACUUGCCUCUUGGCUGCCAAAAAGUCACCAGGCUUCAAAGAUACAACGAAGAGAUCUCAACUAUUUCCGGAGGAGGGUUUCAUGACAAUCCAGUGGCAUUUGAUUUAGAAAUGAAGGACAGAAAAACUAAGAAUGGGGCACCUUAUUCAUCAUCGGACACAGAAAUUGGAACCCAAUUAUGACGUUUUAAAACGAACCAAAAUCCUUAGAAUAACUUGAUAAAUUUUACCAAUUGUGUAUUUUUGCGACUCAGGGUUGUUAGGUGGACAAAGCAACGUCUCUCAGGGAAUAUGACGUUGCACGGUUUUAGGAGGAGAUCUGAAUGCACGUGAUUCUUUUACAAUAUAAACAUUUGGUGAGUGAAGAAAAGAACCACCUUCUUAAAUGGUCGUCACGGAUAUGAAAACUUUGUAAUAUCGUACAUAUACUGUUUAGAAUGCCAUUGUUUAAUUAUUUUAAAAAUAUUAAAAUUGACACAAAAUUUGCUUCUUUGUAAGGCAAACGUGUUAUUAUUUGAAAA